CGGAAGCGCGGUCAGCGCUCGGGUUGAGCCACUCUCACAGAAACUGCCGCAUCCGCAUUGCUUCCUUGUUUACUUGUUUUGUGGGAAACCUAAUUUUUUAAGAGGUCGGGCUCUCUCUUUUUGUUAAAAUCAAUAAAAACCGUAGAGCUCCUGUACCAAGUUCUCAGAUCCAGAGCCGAGUUUCAUCAGAACCCAGUUUGGUUCCCUGCCUGAAUGGCCACAGCAUCCGAGGAGCCUCCAGGUCUUCAGGGCCACACUUCCAACCUGCUGGGUCAGGUUUGGAGGGCACUGUCAUCCCCCAGAGACUCGACUGGGAACCGAAAACAUGUUGCUUCAGAGGGUCCAAGCAUCGGCACGUCUCAGGCCCUGAAAAAAACCAUCGGCCACCGGGGAGUCGACCCCACCGGGGAGACGGUGUACAAGAAGACUACAUCUUCUACUCUUAGAGCGGCCAUACAGUUGGGCAUCACACACACGGUGGGCAGCUUGAACCAAAAACCUGAGAGAGACGUGCUGCUGCAGGACUUUGAAGUCGUAGAGAGCAUCUUCUUUCCCAGCGAAGGCAGUAACCUGACACCGGCCCACCACUAUGGAGACUUCAGGUUCAAAACAUACGCUCCGGUCGCCUUUCGUUACUUCAGAGAGAUGUUUGGCAUCCAGCCCGAAGACUACAUGUAUUCUCUGUGCAACGAGCAACUGAUUGAGCUGUCUAACUCCGGCGCCAGCGGGUCUCUGUUCUUCGUCUCAAAGGAUGAUGAAUACAUUAUUAAGACCGUGCAACACAAAGAGGCAGAGUUUCUCCAAAAACUGCUUCCAGGAUACUUUAUGAACCUGAACCAGAACAAGAGGACGUUAUUACCAAAGUUUUAUGGGCUGUACUGUGUCCAGGCAGCCGGUAAAAACAUCCGUAUUGUAGUCAUGAACAAUCUGCUGCCCAGUGCAGUACGAAUGCACCUCAAGUUCGAUCUCAAAGGCUCCACUUAUAAGCGGCGAGCCUCUCCCAAAGAGCGGGAAAAGACCGUGCCCACGUUCAAAGAUCUGGAUUUCAUCCAGGACAUGGCAGACGGACUGCGCCUGGAUGUGGACAAAUACAACGCUGUUUGUAAAACUCUUCAGAGAGACUGUUUGCUGUUACAAAGUUUCCAGAUUAUGGACUACAGCCUUCUAGUGGGAGUUCAUAACAUAGACCUGGCCUGUCGAGACCAAGAUAGAGAAGAGGUCGCAGGAGCAGCUGUGGACCAAGCAAGGCCACAAGUCCAAAAGUCCCUGUACAGCACAGCUAUCGAGGCCAUCCAGGCAGAGACAGGAGGUGUGGAGCCAGUGGACAGGACCGGAGGGAUCCCCGCGCGAAACGGGAAGGACGAGAGGCUGCUGGUGUACAUCGGUAUUAUUGACAUUUUGCAGUCCUAUAGAUUUGUAAAGAAGCUUGAACAUUCCUGGAAGGCCCUGGUUCAUGAUGGGGACACUGUGUCUGUACACCGACCAAAAUUCUACGCAGAAAGAUUUCUAAGGUUCAUGUGUACUACGGUUUUCAAAAAGAUGCCAGUAAAGUCCUCCCCGUGUAAGAAGCGCCGGGCCAACGGUCCUACGAAGAAACCUGCUGGCGCCUUCUUGUCUCAAACCAGCGGCAGCUCCCAGCAUCCUUCACUCCAACAACAAGCCAGCACUGACACCAGGGAGAGCGCCGAGGGAGUCAGCGCCAUGCAGUCCGGUCGACCUGACCUCCUCCCCCAGAGCUCACUGGCCAGAGACGGUGCCGUCAACACUCCUGGAGCUCCGGUUUUUGUGUCCUUGGCUGACGCCAGAUCCACUCCCACAGCGCUUGCUGUGUCUCCCUCUCAGGAAACCUCAGUGAGAGAAGGUGGAAGUGAAACAGGCAAAAACCAGGACAACAGCACCCCCAAGAGACAUCAGUCUUCUGUUGAGGAAAGUACUACGACAGAGGACACAAUCUCACUCAGCGACAUAGAUUCCUCUGAAACCAAAGCGUAGGAUGUGGAAGAGUAACUGGGAUUCAACCUAAACAAAGGCAGAGGUGUUAAUGAGGAACACUGAAACAUUUACACCCACCCCACCCCCCUGUCUUCCUCGAGGUACCAGGACUAAUAAAUCCUUGUAGUGAAUCACUGGGACCAAGCAGGACUUUGGAUGUUUGUUUAUGCUACUGUUCGUUUGCACUUUGAUUUCCGAACAGACGUGUUCUGACACUAGUAAAUGUGGGUACGUUAACGCGGUGGUUAGGGAACACUAUCUUUGUCUCGCAGGAGUGCCUGUAUUCACAACUAGUUAUUCUGUUUCACCCUGAUACGCUCAUUUAAACCAGUAUUUGCUGUGACAUCAGGAUCUUUCUGCUUUUUUUUUUCUUUCAUGUGAAGAAGUUUUAUUUUCAUUGUUUGCCUUCCUUGAAUGUCAUUCCUUAUUCUUUGCCGGCAAACCCUAAUCAGAACGCUGGUGUCUGUCCUGCCAUGUAUAUUGCACACAAUAGAACGAAGUGACAUCGAGGAGUGGUUGCAAUCUCUGUAUGUUUUAGAUGUGACCACAUUUGGAAAGUAACUGCAGAAUGUUGUCUAUUUAAGGGCUGGUUUAUAGAAUUAUCAUCUGCCAUGUAAUCAAGAGGAAUGAAUUGAAUUUGAGCUUUCAAAGGACAUUUUCAAUAGGAGAUUGUUGGUGUCUGAGAUGUUUUGCACCAAAUCGCUAUUUCAACUAAAAACAUUGCAUGUUGGCUUAAUUUCCGACAAACCUCCUAUACACAGUUUAUAGACCUCAACGUAAGUGGCUGAAGUCAAAUUGUUAUUAUUUUUAAUUAUUAAUUUAGUUGCUUUAAAACAAAACCAUACAUGUGUUGGGAACACAUGCUGAGAGAAAUUACUGUAUUCAUAUGUAAUAACAUGCCUUUUCUGUUUUUAAAAGCUUACUUUAAAUGUACAUAAUGCUGGGAAAAGACGGGGGCCCUCUAGUUUUUUUAUUUAACCAAAUCUUCUAAUGGACCUACAUGACUUCAAACACUGUGAAUCCUUACAGCAACUUCUAAUGUUACGGUCAAAAGCUAUAUUUUAAAAGAAGAUUGUUGUUGUUUUUUGUAUGUAUGUGUGGUACAUUGAGCAGAAGGGAUCAAAUGUAGUUGAGCACCUCAACAAACACUGAUCUGUGGGCUGCCUCAUAAAGAGAGACCACUGGGUUUUGUUUGCUAUAUGUGGUGCGACUCGUCCAAGCGGAGGUGUUUUUACACAAAGUGAAGCCACCGAUCAAACCUGCGAAAAGCAGUUUUCUCCAGAAGCCUUCGAAGUAAUCAUGUGACUAGUACCAAAAAGUAGGAAAUGACAUUAUUGUUAUUAUGAGCUGGUACAAUCAUAUUUUUUUUCUCAUGGAUCAUAUGGGGGUUGGUGCGGUUUGUACAGCUUUACUCAGCUGUCCAGUGAUAAGCAUGAAAGUAAAAAGGUAUUUUUUAAAGAGGUGCAGAGGCCAACAUUUGUGAUUUACUUAUUGUUCACCUGAUCUGGGUGCAGGGUUGUCCAUCCCUGUGAGACACGUACACAGACACUCUUUGUUCAUGAUAUUGGGAAAUAAUAUUAUAGCUGUAAAUUGUUGCAGUCUAAUCAGCUACUUACUCUGUUCUUGUAUAAUGUCAGUUUUAAUUAAAAUCUGCUGUCACAGGACUAUUUUCUCUUU
This is a messenger RNA of Fundulus heteroclitus (mummichog), 3669 nucleotides long. RefSeq names its product phosphatidylinositol 4-phosphate 5-kinase type-1 alpha. Gene Ontology annotation, biological process: phosphatidylinositol metabolic process. The transcript is spliced from 17 exons. Gene Ontology annotation, molecular function: phosphatidylinositol kinase activity. Lineage: Eukaryota; Metazoa; Chordata; Actinopteri; Cyprinodontiformes; Fundulidae. The record is from RefSeq and is a predicted model, not a curated record. The coding region runs from base 214 to 1992 and encodes 592 amino acids.